This is a messenger RNA of Limulus polyphemus (Atlantic horseshoe crab), 349 nucleotides long. RefSeq lists its product as uncharacterized. Lineage: Eukaryota; Metazoa; Arthropoda; Merostomata; Xiphosura; Limulidae. The record is from RefSeq and is a predicted model, not a curated record. The transcript is spliced from 2 exons. Bases 17 to 343 code for a protein of 108 amino acids.
UUUUUCUCCUUUGUUCAUGGUGAGGAACAAUAUUCCUCGUGCCCUGUUAGCACACCUGACAUCGUCAGACCAAGAAGAGGCCCAUGCUAUGGAGGUACAGGGGCAAGGGCAGGAACACCAACUACUAACAAUGGGAAAAUACACUGAAAGUCUUUAUUUAACAUUUCAGAUGAGUCCUGGUAUGAAGAUGUCGUCACCACCUGUGGAGUUGUCUUACAGCUUAGCAGAGGAAGUCACAAAAACAGAAGUGCCCUCUAAAAUAGACGUAGAUGACUUGUGUCAGCGAUGGAUGGCCUGUCAGCCAUUUUGCUGGCCAUAUGAUGAUUCUAGGGUUGAGAGGUAAACAUAU